Messenger RNA from Uloborus diversus, 4257 nucleotides. It is a transcript of the gene Nup160, whose product is annotated as nuclear pore complex protein Nup160-like. Lineage: Eukaryota; Metazoa; Arthropoda; Arachnida; Araneae; Uloboridae. Bases 1 to 4185 code for a protein of 1394 amino acids. The transcript has a single exon. Gene Ontology annotation, cellular component: nuclear pore. Gene Ontology annotation, molecular function: structural constituent of nuclear pore. The record is from RefSeq and is a predicted model, not a curated record.
AUGAAGACUGUAAUGUAUCGCGAAAUCACCCCACAUUCCGAUGUUAUGGACAGGUGGAAUGAUGUUACUAUCAAUGCUGGUGCUUCUCAGUGUACUUUACAAGAUAUCAAGAUCCUUGAAGGUGCUGGGUGCUUCACUUAUCGCAAUAGUGGGGAUUUAACAUCAUGUUGCAGUAAUAGAUUUAUUUACUGGAGAACUAAUCACGAUGUAAUUGAACUUGUAGAAGUAUCGAUGGACUUGAAUUUGAAAGGUAGUCAUCUGCGUUUGCGGUUUCAAAACACACCGAUUUUACGCGGAGUUAGUGUGCAUGAGAGUGGUGAUAAAGUUGUACUUUUAGUUGCUACUGUUUCAGCUAUCCAUAAAAUUACAUUUCCUCAUCCUACUAGUUUGGAUGGGCAUGAAUUUCAAAUAAAAAAGACCGAAUCAUCGUCCCCAUCCAUAUUUUAUGAUACUACCAAUGUGACUCUGCGCAGCAGAAGUUGUUUUUCAGUAUUGCAGCAUGUAUCUUUGGGAAUUCCUUUGCCACAUACGUCUUGUUCCUGGUUAGAAACCAAUGGCAGUGCCGUUUUCAUAUUGGCAAACACUGCUGGAUCUGUCAUGAUGCUAGUGAUGUCUGAUCGGAAUGGAGUGGAAAUUUCCACCACAGAGUUGAUGAAAACUGGUUCUUUUUUUCGCAUCUUCAAUGGAUUUGUACCAAAUGCUAUAAGAAAUAAUAAAACUGAGGCAGCGAUGAACCUAGUCUGCCAUCAAACUUCAACAGAUGUAUUAAUAUUUUCCCUCUUCACGGAUUUACAGAUACGCAUAUGGUCGUUUAAGAAACAAGAAUGCCUUUUAGUAGAUUCCAUUCAAAAUUAUGAUUCUGAAAAGAAUUUGAAUGCUGGAAGUUUUACAACACAUCAAUGUCAUUUGCGAAAAUCAGUUUGUAGUUCAACUAACGAUUUUAUUUUAGGUGUAUAUGUUCCUGUUUCACAACGGAAAGUAUUUUAUAUAUUUAAACCUCAAUUCAUACAAGAUCGAUGUAAAUUGCUUCUUCUUUCUACUUUGCAUCAAACUCAACAUGAUUUAGUAGAUUUUUGUGUCAGUGACUCCCAUAUUUGGACUCUUUGGUUGAGCUGUGAGAACCAACCAAUUGUAUACACUGCUGAAAUUGAUUCAUGCCAAAGAAGUGAACUUCAAAGUAGUUGGAUACCUGUUUGCCUUGAGCCAAGGGUCUCACAUUCAAUUGAUUAUGAGUCUUCAAAUCCUCAAGAUAAUUAUUUGAGAGAAAUUUUUAAAGUUGGUAGAUUUUUACCAUCUACAAUUGCCAAAGCUAUCAGUAUAUGCCAAUCCACUAGAAAUUCUACCAUUCUUUCAAAUGUUUCAAUGCAAGCAGAUAACCUGAAAAAUAGAGUGCUUGCGGCUAUUGAAGGUGAAAUUUUGAUGAAAAUCGGGGAUGUUGACCCUAACGACCCAGAGUAUCUGGAAGCGGCCAUGGAAUGUUGGGACCGUUUUUUCUCUAAUUGCAUUCAGUAUCAUGAAGUUGGUAUGAAGCCCUUAGGCAUUUCAGUGGAUCCCUUUACUGGAUUUGUGAUUGUAAUCAAAAAAAUAUUUUAUUCUUUGCUGUGCCCUUGUGACCCUCUAGAAAUUUUUGUAAAUCCCAGCUUUCACUCUUUAUUUCAUUUAAGUUCGUUGGAAACCGAAGAUAAAAAACUGUAUUAUAAUUUAAAAUCCAUUCUCACAUGUGUUGAUCUCGUGCAUGAAAAGGUUGAUAGGAAACUAUUGACGGGUUUUGAAGAAAAGCUUUACAAUCUAUGUUCUCCAAUAUCUUAUGCAUCAGACAUCAAUAAGUCUCUACAAAUGGAAGCUAGCAGUCAAUUUUUUAGUCGUUUACAUUCGUUAUUACCGGCAUGUGCGGAAACUGUAUCGGCUUUAAACUAUCUUUUAGCCAAAUUGGACCUUAGUGCUGAUGCAAAAGAUAUGCAGUGUAAAUCUUCUACUAGGUACCCGGCAUUUGCAAACGCUUCCUCUGGAAUAAGUGCAUUAUGUGCUGGCUUAUCACAUUUCACUAAACAAAGAUUCGACUUCUGCAGAGAUUUAUUACUUUUUGAAAUUAUACUUUAUGGCUCGGACAUGAUGGAAAAUGAUCAGCUUGAUAGUCUAAUGUUACAAUCAAGUAUUAUACCAAAAACAGUCGCCCUUGUCAGGUCCUAUUACAUAAUUUUAUGGUGUACUCAAUCUGAAUGUGUAUCUGUAACACCAUCUGUGCAAGAUGCGGCUUUUAAGCAGUUUUGUGUUCUCGAAAUGCCUGAAUUGGUGAAUUCGGAUCUAACUGACAUUCAAGCGGGACAUACUAUAAGUCACUUGUUUUUCAAAAAAGAUGGUGGAUCGAAAGCUCGGAAAAUCAUGGAAAGUCACCAAUCUGUGUUAGAAAUAAAAGAAGACUUCUCAACGUUAUUCCCUUCUUUAGUUGUUGCUGCCGCGACCCUCUUGUGGCCACUUGAAGGAAAUAUGUUUCUAGAAUUUUUAUUUGCUCAGUGUCAAUACUUUCCUCUGCAAGAAUAUGAUAGACUUUUAUGUGACUGGUGUUCGUGGAAUAAGCAGUAUGUUAAUUUUUUGGUUGGGAGCAGUUAUUUAAUACUAGGAGAAUCUGAUAAAGCUCUUACAAUCUUCCUAGAUGUAUCUAAAGAUAUUGAAGGAGAAUCACUUUUAUGCAACAAGCUGUUAAAAGGAAGGUACAAUUCUGGUUCAUCUGUUGUUAGUUUAUACUUCAUGCGUGUGAUUCAAAUGUUCGAACAGUUUUCUUUAUCGGAAUGUGUGGUAAAGUUAGCAUCAACAGCUCUUGAAGGCAUCCAAGAAGAUGAUUUGCAUAGACCUAUAUUUUAUUCCAUUUUAUUUAAACAUCAUCUGAAUUUAGGAAAUAGUGGAAAAGCUUUUAACACAUUGAACAAAAAUCCAGACUCGUCGCGAAGGAAGGACUGUCUUCGUCAGUUGAUUGUAAAAUUGUGUGAAGUGAAGCAAUUUCAAAAAAUUAUUGAACUUUCUUACCUGGCUUUUGAAGAAGAUAUAGUCACAAUAUUAGAGUCAAGAGCAAGGUGUUCGGAUCUUUCCCAAAAUACUUCAUUUUAUGGAAUAUUGUAUGCUCUCCACUUUGGUCAUAAAAAGUACCGCAAAGCGGCAGCUGUAAUGUAUGAAUUGGCCAUGAGAUUCGGGAGAGAAGUAAUUGGCUUAAAAGGAUUAAGAAAGCAAGCAUCUUGUUAUUUAGCCGCUAUUAAUUGUUUGCAUUUGGCCGAACCAAAAUAUGCCUGGAUAGUGAAGCCAGCUGCAAAUAAUUUGGAUGCGGUAGAAGAAAUGGACUAUAAAAAUUUACCGAAACGAGAUGCAGAUGGAAAAGAAGUUUCAAAUGAGCCUUCAUCUGUAAAAAUAGAAGUUCUAGGCCUGAAAGACAUUCAGCAGGAAUAUAAUUUGAUUCAAGCUAGACUGCUGCAUGCCGAAAAGCAUCGUAAGUCUAAUUUGGUUCUUACACCCCUUUCUCCUGAAGAAACUAUAGCAUUACUUUUGAACAGCUGCAUGUUUGAAGCUGCAUUGCAGCUUUCAAAUUCAUUUUCCCUCUCUCUUGUUCCAGUGUUUGAAGCUCUAGCUUACAGAUGCUUAGCUUCAACUUUACAUUCAGGAACAUAUAUUGAAGAUCAAAACACUUCAUUAAAGCCUAAUGAUCCAAAUUUGGAUCUUAUGACUACAACUAAACAUAACAAUGCUUGGCAUAUGCUAGAAAAAUAUCUUCAAAAAUAUGAAGACCCUGGUAAAAGUUUACUACACAGAUGUGUUUCGGAGAAACUUCUAGUUCUUGGAGCUGCUUUACCUGCAUGGUUGAGAUUAUCAUAUCAAAAACGAAACUUUACGGAAUUAAUUGCUUUGUAUAUCUGCCAUGGACUUCUGCAAGAUGCUUUGGAAUUGACUGUGAAAUAUAUAAAAGCUGUGUUAGGCACCAGAAAAGAAGAUUUUGACCUAAAAUUUUCAUUACAUGCUAAUUCUCCCCAUGUUUGGUUGCCACAUACUUACAUUGAUAUCAUUCUGGAUGCGGCUGAAGAUUUACAAGAUAAUGUAAACAUUAAAGACUUGCAUCAAGAGUUGUUAGAUACUUUAGAAAUGUAUAAUCAAACUGUAGAAUCGGUUACCCAGUCCAAAUUGUCUAGUUGCUUGCUCUGAGCUGAAGUAUGAUGCUAGACCGAAUAAAAGACUCAUAAUGUUUUUUUUAUGGGUUGUACAGUUUAAUAUUUA